This is a messenger RNA of Aspergillus steynii IBT 23096, 399 nucleotides long. Its product is annotated as DUF167 domain-containing protein. Lineage: Eukaryota; Fungi; Ascomycota; Eurotiomycetes; Eurotiales; Aspergillaceae. The record is from RefSeq and is a predicted model, not a curated record. Gene Ontology annotation, cellular component: cytoplasm. The transcript has 2 exons. The coding region runs from base 1 to 399 and encodes 132 amino acids.
AUGUCAGGUCCCUCUGCGCCCCUUCUUCGUCUCAUCCAAAAUGUCAUCACCAAAUCUCGCAACAGCAGCCCCCGUGCUCCGGCCAGGUACAGCCUGCAGAUCUCAUGCCAUGUCAAGCCGAAUGCAUCCAGCAAUCGCGAGGGCAUUACCGCAAUAGAUGCAGCAAAGGUCGACGUCUGCGUGGCUGCGGUGCCGAGGAAUGGCGAGGCAAAUACGGCCGUGUCGCGAGUUUUGGCGCAGGUUUUUAAAGUCCCCAAGUCCAGCGUGGAAGUUAUCCGCGGGCUGAAAUCGCGUGACAAGACAGUCAGCAUAUCUGAUCUGGACAUUGGAGCCGAAGGCGAGAACAAAUUCCUGCAGAAAGCGCGAGGAAAGCUGGAGGAGGCUAUUUUACUCAAGUAG